AUGGUGAGCCCACGGGCCCUGUGUAGACCACCUGGCCUGCUGCUGCUGCUGCCCUGCUGCUUUCUGUAUUUGGGGGCCUCAGGUGAGUGAUACUCAACCCCUACCCACCCCGUCCAUUCAGUGAAGGCCAUGAACUUCAGUGAUCUGCUAGAUGUUAGCCAGCGCGCACUGAGGCAGCCUGAUGAGGAGGUGGUGUCCACCCAGGGAGUGAGGGGCGGCUCUGUGGAGCUGGCCUGUGGCUCCCCGCCUGCCCCCCUGGCGGUCUUCUGGAGCUUCACCCCCCUGGGGCUGCUGAUCCCCCGGCCUGUGGCUGUCACCAAUGGAGCAGAGGUCAAGGUGGAGGCCGGGGCCUCGGCUCUGGGGACCGUGAGCCUGCGGAACAGCAGCCUGGUGCUGGGGGAGCUGCGGGAGGGUGCCCGCGGCCACUUUCUGUGCCAGGUCCUGCAGGCAGCCGGCGGCCAGCUACAUACCACCUACUCCCACUUCAGUCUGGCCGUGCUCGUGCCCGUAUCGAAGCCUCAGGUGCGACUGAGUGAGCCGUCCCCCGUGGAGGGGGCAUCCGUGGUGGCCACAUGCGCAGUGUGGGAGGGCACGGAGCCCGUGAUCUUUGCCUGGAAGCAUCAGGCACCCCAAGGCCCCGGGGAGGCCCUGCUGAGGGUCACGGAGCAGCUGCUCCGGCUGGACCCCGUCAAUCGGACACACCUGGGCUGGUACGUGUGCAGUGCCCGCAACGCCGUCAACCACCUGAGCAGUGACGGGACCUUCCUGGAUGUCAUCUAUGGUCCGGACCGCCCUCUGAUCACUGUGGAGCCGCCGAGCUUCACCGACGAGGGCUUCUGGGCGGGCGAGAGGGAGGAAGUGACUCUGAGCUGCCUGGCCGCGUCCAAUCCGCCCAGUCGCUACGUGUGGCUGCGUGAGCACGCCCAGGUCCACACUGGGCCCACCUACACCAUCGUCAGUGCCAGCCGCGCCCACACCGGCCUGUACACCUGCCUGGCCCACAACAGCCGCUUGGACACCCGUGCGCAGGCUGCCGUCCGGCUCACCAUCUACUAUGCCCCCGAGGGGCAGCCUUCCUGCACAGUGCUCCCCGCCACUGGGGCUGUGACUUUGGUCUGUGCCUGGCCUGGGGGGCUUCCAGCUGCCCAGCUGCAGUGGGAGGGGCCCCAGGGGACUGGCCCAACCGCUCCCGGCAACGUCACCUGGAGGCACGCAGCGGCCCAGCUGCCCAACGGCAGCGCCUUCGCUUGCACUGGCCAGCACCCCGCCCUGGCGCUGCCCGCCCUCUGCCGGAUCACGCUCUGGGAGCCCCUCCGCAGCCCUGCUUGCUGGACCACGGCCACAAUGGGGGACCAGUUCAUCAUGCUGAGCUGUGAGUGGGCUGGAGGCGAGCCCCCGGCCCUGCUGAGCUGGCUGGACGCACAGCAGCAGCCCCUGGGCGGCAGUGGCUCCUCACGGGCCAUCCACCUCCUGCGGGCCCGGGAAGAUCUGGCUGGCAGAGAGUUCAUCUGCCAGGGCUCUCACCCACUCAGGGUCCCUGGGCCCCGCUGCCGGCUCCAGCUGGAAGCCCCCCAGCUGGCAGUGGCUAAGCCCUGGGUGUCAGUCCUGGAGGGGGAAGAGGCCUGGCUGGGCUGUACCCUCCAGCGGGGCACACCGCUCGCCCGCCUCCUCUGGCUGGGGCCCCAGGGACAGCCGUUGGAACAGGGCACCUCCGGAUUCAUGUUGCACCUGGAGGACACCCAGCUCCACCUUAGCAUCCAAGGCGCCGACCCAGCGCGCCACGGGGGCACCUACCAGUGUGUGGCCAGCAACGCCCUGGGCAGCCGCAGCCGCAGCACCCUGCUGGAGGUCCUGAGGUACCCAGCUCCCCCCAACGUCACCAUCAGCCGCCUGACCUACGGGCGGCACCGCCGAGAGGUGCAGCUGCAGUGGGCCACCGAGGGCCCCGGGAACCUGACCGGCUUCCUGGUCCAGCGGAGGCCCCGUGCCGCAGGCCCGGGGGCUGCAGCCUGGGAGACAGCAGCCGGCGACAUCGGGCCGGAGAGCCGGGCCCGGCGGCUGGGGGGCUUGGACCCAGGGGUGCUGUACGCCUUCCGCGUGCUGGCGCUGAACCACCGCACAGCUGGGCACCCCUCCGAGGUGAAGAUACCAGCGGACCCCCCGCUCAGCACCUACCCAGCCGUGCUGGGUGCCGCAGGCACAGGGAUGGUGGUGGCAACCGUAGCCUCUUUGCUGGUGUUCCAGUAUGCCGCCCGGCACCCGGAGACUUGCCCCCGCCUGGGCCAGCUGCUCAUUCCCAUGGAGCAAAGUCACCGACACAGGGGCUCAGUGGAAGGCCCAGAGGCACAGGCAGGCACUGAGACGCCCCCCGCCACCCCCGGUUUGGAUCCUGCGCAAGAACCCACGGACGCUCCAGUCAGCGUCACCAUCACGGUGACCGCCACACCGUGA
Molecule: messenger RNA, 2451 nt
Organism: Phyllostomus hastatus (greater spear-nosed bat)
Lineage: Eukaryota; Metazoa; Chordata; Mammalia; Chiroptera; Phyllostomidae
Gene: VSIG10L2
Product: V-set and immunoglobulin domain containing 10 like 2
Exons: 13
Molecular function (GO): protein binding
Source: RefSeq, a predicted model, not a curated record